CUCGCUUGACUCUGGCCAUCCAGCAGAGCUCCUCAGAGCAGCAGCCACUACCAUAUUCACAGACUCCGGCUCUCUCAGUUCCUGUUUCCGCCGCAGCCUUUCCACCCGAUUUUUGGAGCGACAAACCCCGGCUGCUACUGCACCAGAUCCAGCCUCUGCACCCCCGGCCGGAUGCCAUUGGAAGUCGGUGUGACAUGUGAAGGAUAUAGAAUCCCACGGGCCUGACCAGAAGUGGUGAAGCUGAGGAGCGAGCGGGCCAAUCGGCAGCCGAGUGGAAAGGACAAGACCAUUCGGAUUUCAUCCUGCAUCCCGGAAACAGAAAGUGCUUCAAACGCAAAAGCCCCCCCCCUCCCCGGAGCAUUGGGUUGGAGCAACAGUGUGCAAGCUGUCAAAACACGAGUGGACUUCCCAGCGUGUUAGCGAUGCUUUAGCACACAUAGAAAAGACUGGUCGACCAAGUUUCACCCGAGAGACACCCGCAGAUUCCCCUUCCCCUCAAGACAUACACACACGGCCUCUCUCUAAUUUGCGUGUUCUCUCGUUUACCAUCCCAGUGAAGAUGCCAGUGCCAAGUGUGGCGCUGUGCCAGUUGUGGUGACGGGGCACAGAGCGCGUGUGCACAUCCGGCGGGCAGGCCGGUGGGUGGGUGGGUGGUCAGGCACACCAAGAGGCAUUAUCUGGUGGGCGUGGUUGAACCAUGCGGCCCUGGGCGGGUUCAUGGCGUUGGAUUACCCUGGUGCUGCUGGCCUGGGGCACGCUGCUCUUCUACAUCGGUGGGCACUUAGUGAGGGACAGCGAGCACCCAGAGCGCUCUAGCCGAGAGCUUUCCAAGAUCCUGGCCAAGUUGGAGCGACUCAAGCAGCAGAAUGAAGACCUGCGGCGCAUGGCCGAGUCUCUCAGGAUACCAGAGGGCCAGGCAGAGGCAGGGCCCCUGGCCGCAGGAAGACUGCGCUCCCUGGAGGACCAGCUAACCAGAGCUAAGCAGAAGAUCCACAGCUUUCAGAGACUCACUGGAGAUGGCCCCGGGCCAACUCAGGAGGAACUGCGAAGGAGGGUGGAGAACGGCGUCAAGGAACUCUGGUACUUUGUCCGCAGCGAGGUGAAGAAACUGGCCAACGUGGAGGCCAGUGAGAGGCAGAAGUACGCCGACACGCUGCUUCAGGACCUGGGACACCAGGAGAGGUCCAUCAUGACAGACCUGUACUACCUCAGCCAGGCGGAUGGAGUGGGCGAAUGGAGGAUGAAGGAGGCCAAGGACCUGUCGGCUCUGGUCCAGAACAGAAUCACCUACCUACAGAACCCCCCAGACUGCAGUAAGGCCAGGAAGCUGGUGUGUAACAUCAAUAAAGGCUGUGGCUAUGGCUGCCAGCUCCACCAUGUCGUCUACUGCUUCAUGAUCGCCUACGGCACCCAGCGCACCCUCAUCCUGGAGUCCCACAACUGGCGCUACGCCACAGGCGGCUGGGAGACCGUCUUCCUGCCCGUCAGUAACACCUGUACCGACCGCACCGGGGCUACCACCGGACACUGGUCAGGUGAGGCCCAUGACAAGGACGUUCAGGUUGUGGAGUUGCCCAUAGUGGACAGCCUCCACCCCCGGCCCCCCUACCUGCCCCUGGCUAUUCCAGAGGACCUGGCCCAGCGUCUGCACCGCCUGCAUGGCGACCCGUCUGUUUGGUGGGUGUCCCAGUUUGUCAAGUACCUGGUGCGCCCGCAGGCCUGGCUGGAGAAGGAGAUCCAACAAACCACCGCCAAGCUGGGCUUCAAACAUCCCAUCAUCGGAGUCCAUGUGAGGAGGACAGACAAAGUUGGGACGGAGGCAGCCUUCCACCCCAUUGAGGAGUACAUGCUGCAUGUGGAGGAACAGUUCCAGCACCUGGCCAGACGCGUCCACAUCGACAAGAAACGGGUUUACCUGGCCACCGACGACCCCUCCCUGCUGCAGGAAGCCAAGACCAAGUAUCCAGACUACGAGUUCAUCAGCGACAAUUCCAUUUCAUGGUCGGCAGGUCUUCACAACCGCUACACUGAGAACUCUCUGAGGGGAGUCAUCCUGGACAUCCACUUCCUGUCCCAGACCGACUUCCUGGUCUGUACCUUCUCCUCACAGGUGUGCCGUGUGGCCUACGAGAUUAUGCAGACGCUGCAUCCGGACGCCUCCUCUUUCUUCUACUCCCUGGACGACAUCUACUACUUUGGAGGCCAAAAUGCCCACAACCAGAUCGCCAUCUACCCGCACCAGCCACGCAACAGCGAGGACAUUCCCCUGGAGCCCGGCGACGUGAUCGGAGUGGCCGGAAACCACUGGGACGGAUACUCCAAGGGCGUCAACCGCAAACUGGGCCGCACCGGCCUCUACCCUUCGUACAAGGUCAAAGAGAAAAUCGAGACCGUGAAGUACCCCACGUACCCUGAGGCAGACAAACUGCUCAACUCUCAAAAAAAGUAAAAGAAGAAAUGAAAAAAAUAAAAUAAAAUAAAAUAAAAUAAGAAAGCGAACGAGUGAGGAGAAAGACACAGACUCCGAUCCAGGGAAGGAGGCUGCUUUUGUACAGAAGAGAGAGAGGCGUACUUAGCGCACUAAGCUGAGAAGAAAAGAGAAAAAGCCUGCACCCAGGGGUGAUAGGAAUGAGAAUGCACUCCGUGUGUGUGUGUGUGUGUGUGUGUGUGUGUGUGUGUGUGUGAGAGAGAGAGAGAGAGAGCGAGAGAGAGAGCGUGCAAAAGUGUGUGCGCGUGUAUGUGCGUCCGCGUGCACUUGUGUAAAUGCCUGUGCAUAUGUCAGGUCAUGGAAGACUUGCACCCCAACACUCCCCCCCCCCCUCCCUCCCAGCCCGAUGCCCACAGUUCGGGUUAAAUGUAGAAAUGUAGACGUGAACAUUGAUUUUAAACGAAGCAAGAAAAAAAAAAAAAAAAACAUUUAAACUCUACACAAACCGACCAAGCUCACUCCCCCGAGACGGACUGGGACUGAGACUGUCGCACCCAAGAGUGAGCUUUGAAUAAAAUAAAAAAAAGAAGAAGAAGAAGACAAAACAAAAACAAGAACAAUUAUAAACUGGAAAACGGUGUUUUGAUUUUUAAUUUAAUUCUUUUCAGUGGUUUUGAUUCUAAUCUUGCCUUUUUUUUUUUCCUCCUCCUCCUUUUUGUUUAUUGAAUGUACUGUAUCUACUCUGCCAUGCUCACUGCUUUCCUUCCCUUCUCCAUCCAUCUUCACUGUGCUUUUUUCCAUCUCGUCUCUACAUGUGCAAUUAAUUUUAAAAUACCAUAUUGUGCUUUUAUCAAGUGUUUUUAACAGUCUUAAUUUUGAGUGUAUGGGGCUUGUGCAUUGUAUACUGUAUGGUGUGUGUGUGUGUGUGUGUAUGUGUGUGUGCGCUUGCGUGUGUGGGUCUGUGUGUAUGAGGGAAUGUGUUUAUGAACGAGUGUGUGCGCCUGCCUGUGUGUGCUGUAUAAGUCUAAGGGGCCAUGUCACCUCCUGGUGCCUAUGACCUUGGUGAGGAGUGUGUGUGUUUAUUUUUUUUAAUUUUUUUUUUUUUAUUAUUAUUAUUUUUUUUAAAUAUGCUGGCUUUCCUCCUGACUGAAUUGUGUUUCUGUGCCCAACGGGAGGCUGGCGGCGACAGAGGGACUGUCCUCAGUUGGCACUUAGAACAAUGGUGAGCUCCAGUCACUCUACCGGUGACCUCUAGUGAACAAUGGUAAGACUAUGAGCGGACUGUGGUGAACUCAUGGUGCACACACACACCGCACACACACUCACAGGAGCCGUCCCAAGGCUCACCAAAUGAAGCACUCCACUUUAGCUGCUGUCUGUCCUGUCCAUCUAUUUGUUUGACGUUGAUUCCUUUUUUUUUUUAACAUUGCUGUUUUAAAAUAAAUGAGGACAAAAAAGUAAUGCCUAUGUUUUGAAAAAAUGAUAAUACUAUGUCAUAUCAGAUUCAGAGCCCCCACCCCACCCCACCCAUCAUCAUGAAGGCUUUUUUCAUAACUUAUGUUCUUGGGCAUUGUCUUUGAUAACCACAGAUCGAAAUAAACUU
This is a messenger RNA of Myripristis murdjan (pinecone soldierfish), 4031 nucleotides long. It is a transcript of the gene fut8b, whose product is annotated as fucosyltransferase 8b (alpha (1,6) fucosyltransferase). Gene Ontology annotation, biological process: protein N-linked glycosylation. Gene Ontology annotation, cellular component: Golgi cisterna membrane. The transcript has 10 exons. The record is from RefSeq and is a predicted model, not a curated record. NCBI's taxonomy places the organism in Eukaryota, Metazoa, Chordata, Actinopteri, Holocentriformes, Holocentridae. Gene Ontology annotation, molecular function: protein binding; glycoprotein 6-alpha-L-fucosyltransferase activity. The coding region runs from base 698 to 2449 and encodes 583 amino acids.